Zasmidium cellare ATCC 36951 is the source of this 1686-nucleotide messenger RNA. RefSeq lists its product as uncharacterized. NCBI's taxonomy places the organism in Eukaryota, Fungi, Ascomycota, Dothideomycetes, Mycosphaerellales, Mycosphaerellaceae. Gene Ontology annotation, cellular component: 90S preribosome; small-subunit processome; nucleolus. Gene Ontology annotation, molecular function: protein binding. The coding region runs from base 1 to 1686 and encodes 561 amino acids. The record is from RefSeq and is a predicted model, not a curated record. Gene Ontology annotation, biological process: maturation of SSU-rRNA from tricistronic rRNA transcript (SSU-rRNA, 5.8S rRNA, LSU-rRNA). The transcript has a single exon.
AUGGCCGAAUUCGAGACAAGUGACCUCGUUCGUGCGAACGGGCAGGUCAAGGUCCAGCGCAAGAAGGGCCCGCCGACCGCACGACUGGAUCCAGAGCAGGCGGCAAAGAAAAAGAGAAUACAGGAAGCACAGAAGCAGUAUGGACGGGGCCGGGGGAUAGAGACCAAGAGCAUCAAGGACAAGAAGCUGCGAGGGAAUCUCAAAGCGCUGGAAGAAAGAUACCAAGAGGCUGCGUUGAAAGCGAAAGAUGCAGAGAUUCUUCUCGAGAACGACUCAGGAUUUCUUGAACCAGAAGGAGAAUUGGAACGGACGUACAAAGUUCGUCAGGAUGAGAUCAAGACGGAUGUGGCUAUCGAGACUGCGAAGAAGUCAUUCGAGUUGAAGCUGGACCAGCUGGGACCAUACACAGCAGACUAUACGCGGAACGGAAAGGACCUGCUACUUGCUGGUCGCAAGGGACAUGUUGCGACCAUCGACUGGAGAAGCGGAAAGCUAGGCUGUGAGCUGCAACUUGGCGAGACUGUGAGAGAUGCGAAGUGGCUUCACAACAACCAAUACUUUGCAGUUGCGCAAAAGAGGAAUGUGUACAUCUACGAUCAUCACGGCGUUGAAAUCCACAACCUUGACCAGCACAUCGAAGUCACGCACAUGGAGUUCUUACCAUAUCACUAUUUGCUGGCAACAAUUGGGAAGGCCGGAUGGUUGAAAUGGCAAGAUACGUCGACUGGCAAGAUCGUCAUGCAAAUGGGAACGAAGCAAGGGACGCCAACAGCGCUCGGCCAGAACCCAUACAACGCAGUUCUGCACGUUGGACAUCAGAACGGAACAGUCUCGCUCUGGUCACCGAAUUCAACCACUCCACUCGUGAAGAUGUUGUGCCAUCGUGGUCCAGUACGGUCACUCGCUAUGGAUAGAGAGGGUCGUUACAUGGUCAGCACUGGUCAAGACUCGAAGAUGGCGGUCUGGGAUGUUCGGAAUUUCAAGCCUGUACAUGAGUACUUCCUUCGACAGCCAGGAUCUAGUGUGGCAAUCAGCGAUCGAAAUCUCACGGCCGUUGGCUGGGGCACUCAGACGACAGUCUGGAAAGACCUAUUCUCCAAGCACCGAUCGGACGUCGAUCAAGUCAAGGUCCAGUCGCCAUAUGUGGCAUGGGGCGCUCAAGGGCAGACAGUCGAGAGAGUACGAUGGUGCCCAUUUGAAGACGUUCUAGGCAUCGGUCACAAUCAAGGCUUCACGUCGAUCAUCGUCCCUGGUGCUGGCGAGCCCAACUUUGACGCCCUAGAAGUCAACCCCUACGAGAAUGCCAAGCAGCGACAAGAAGGCGAAGUCAAAUCCCUUUUGAACAAGCUGCAGCCAGAGAUGAUCAGCCUGAACCCAGACUUCGUGGGCAAUCUCGACAAAGCUUCACACGAACAGCGGCAAUUGGAAAAGGAUCUGGACCGCAAGACUGGAGUUGAAGCCGAGAGGGAGCGUGUCGAGGAGCUGAAGAAUCGUGGCCGAGGAAAGAACAGCAGCUUGAGGAAGUAUAUGAGGAAGAAGGGCAACAAGAACGUCAUCGACGAGCACAAGAUGCGCGUCACGGAGAUGAGAGAGAAGCAGCGCCAACGUGCGAAGGAGAUCAAGGAGGGAAAGCAGCAAGAAGAACUUGGUCCUGCUCUUGCGAGAUUCGCAAAGAAAGGAGGUUGA